Molecule: messenger RNA, 898 nt
Organism: Oppia nitens
Lineage: Eukaryota; Metazoa; Arthropoda; Arachnida; Sarcoptiformes; Oppiidae
Product: cuticle protein 6-like
Exons: 3
Coding region: 84-806 (240 amino acids)
Cellular component (GO): chitin-based extracellular matrix
Molecular function (GO): structural constituent of chitin-based larval cuticle
Source: RefSeq, a predicted model, not a curated record
AGUUAAAUAUUAAAUAAUAUUCGUGUAGUUUUUUAAUAUUUCAUUUCUCAUAUCAUAUAUUAUUUAAAUCUAUUUUUUCAAAAAUGUUAUCCAAAUCUUUGAUCSUUAGAUUUUUAUGUCUGUGUUUAAGUGUUAUCGCAACCACCGGUCAUUAUACUGAACCGCAAACAAUAGUGGUUGAGUCGGGACCGCCAGCACUUCCCUUUUAUGGUCCACCAAUCCCGAUAGUAGCCGCAUCGGUGAAAUCGCCACCAAUUGCUGUUAAGUCGCCUCCACCAGCAUUUGCCGUUCCUUUGCCACCAGUUAGAGCUAGAAUUGGAGUAAAGACACCAACAUUCCGACCGCCACCACCCGCACCCAUCAUUGUUCAACAACCAGUUGUACAACAACCCGUCCCCGUCAUYGAACAACACGAAUUGGUUGGAGUGCCUGARCCAUACAAUUUCAACUUUGAYUACAAAGAUGAAACUGGAAACGGACAGUACAGACGUGAAUCGGGUGAUACCGCUGGWGUUGUACGCGGAUCCUAUGGAUAUACCGAUGCUUAUGGUCUUUAYAGAAUUGUCGACUAUGUGGCAGAUAAGGAUGGUUUCAGGGCGAGUAUCCGUACCAAUGAGCCCGGAAUCAAUGAGCCGAGUCCUGUGACUAAUGCUGUGCCAAAUCCGGCUGAUAUUACUUUGGCCGCUGAGGAAACUCCCGCUAAAGUUAAAGAUUUAAUCCGAUUGGCACCCAUUAAGGCAUAUGACGGCAGAAUCCGUGCGCCGCCGACUAAUAGUGUCGACAAUAAAUAUGUURCCAGAGAUUAGAUAUAUUAAUUAAUUAAUAACUAAUUAAUUAUUUCUCGUUUUUAGUUACUUUUAAGUUUGCUUUAUAUCAAAUUGCUUUUAAUGUUUUAUUU